Messenger RNA from Drosophila takahashii, 1957 nucleotides. Its product is annotated as proclotting enzyme. The record is from RefSeq and is a predicted model, not a curated record. Gene Ontology annotation, molecular function: serine-type endopeptidase activity. Lineage: Eukaryota; Metazoa; Arthropoda; Insecta; Diptera; Drosophilidae. Gene Ontology annotation, biological process: proteolysis.
CCGAGCAGCGAGCACGGAUAAAACGGAUAAGCGUAUACGGAUAAAGAUAACCCACUGGAAAUGGUUCUCCUGGACGAGUUCUGUGUGAAGGUGUACUUCUGGCCGUUCCUCUCGUAUUUGGCCAGCAUCAAGGGCUGGUGUCCGCUGUAUCCGCCAGGUUACUAUCCCAUCUACGGGCUGCCACCGCCGCAAUUUCCUCCUCAGCCGCCUCCACAGCCGCUGCCUCCCUACCAGCCGAUUGGUCCACUAAUACCGCCUCAACCUGCUCCUCCUGCAGUGAUUCCGACCUUCCAACCGACUCCACCGAAUCCCCAGACGCCAGUGACCCCACCAUUGAUCACCACCAGCAGCAGUACCACCAGUAGCACCACCAUUUCCACCACCUCCACAACGGGUGUUACGACUACGAGUACAACUGCUGGCACCACUCUGCCCCUUCCGGUGCCCACGUGUCCAUCUCAACCACUUGUUUGCCUGCCGGGAGGAUCACGUCCGCUGCCCAAUUGCCCGUGCAUCGAUCCCCGCCAGCAGCAGAAUUCACCGCUGCUCUCGUCGCCGCCAACGGGACCACAGAUCGGUUCGGAUAUGAUGGUUUUCAUGCCGCUCAAUUCCGGACGUAGGCGGCGUCGUCGCCGGAGACCCCAAUCCUGCCAAGAUGCCCGAUCCCGGCCGGGAAGCUGCCUGCCCCUGACCUCCUGUCCGCAGCUCAUGGAGGAGUAUCAGGGUCAGGGUCAAGAGUUCACCACCUUUCUGGGACAGUCUAUCUGCGGCUUCGAUGGCUCCACUUUUAUGGUUUGCUGUGCCUCGGAUCGAAGUGGAAAUGGCAGAAGCAGGAAGGAUAUAUUUGUGACCACUGCUGCACCAUUUGGCUUCUUCCAUUUCUCACCGUUAAGUGGAGGAUCCACUGCCACUCCGAUGGUUUUCCAGCCCACUCCGCCUCUGAAUCAGGUGGUGAGUCCCAGCUUUAAUCCACAGCCUCCUAAUCCUCCACCACCUCCUCCAAAUGUUCCACGCUCGGGUACCGUUUGUGGAAUAAGUGGUGCCACAUCCAAUCGAGUUGUGGGUGGAAUGGAGGCUCGAAAAGGAGCCUAUCCCUGGAUAGCUGCCCUUGGCUACUUUGAGGAGUUCAAUCGGAAUGCCCUUAAGUUCCUCUGCGGUGGCAGUUUGAUCCAUUCGCAUUACGUGGUCACCUCGGCACAUUGCAUCAAUCCUAUGUUGACAUUGGUGCGACUUGGAGCCCAUGAUCUCUCUAAAGCAGCUGAACCGGGUGCAAUGGAUUUCCGGAUCCGAAGAACUGUUGUCCACGAACAUUUCGAUCUGAACUCCAUAUCGAAUGAUAUAGCUUUGAUUGAGCUAAAUGGAGUGGGCACGUUGCCAGGUAACAUAUCCCCCAUUUGCCUGCCCGAGGCCGCCAAGUUUGUGCAGCAGGACUUUGUGGGCAUGAAUCCCUUUGUGGCCGGCUGGGGGGCAGUGAAGCACCAGGGAGCCACCUCACAGGUGCUGCGAGAUGCCCAGGUGCCGAUUGUGUCCCGCCAGAGCUGCGAGCAGAGUUACAAGUCGGUUUUCCAGUUCGUCCAGUUCAGCGACAAGGUGCUCUGUGCCGGCAGCUCCAGUGUGGAUGCCUGUCAAGGGGAUUCCGGUGGACCACUCAUGAUGCCCCAGCUGGAAACAAAUGUCUAUAGGUUCUACUUACUCGGCCUGGUUUCCUUUGGCUAUGAGUGUGCCCGACCCAAUGUCCCUGGAGUUUACUCCAGCACUCAGUACUUCAUGGACUGGAUCAUUGAACAGGUUCAGAACACACCAUGAGUUGCCAUCGCCUACAUGUUGCACCUAGGUCUUAAGAUCCCUAACUUAAACUAAACCCCUUAUAAACCCCAGAAUAAAAGGAUUUUUUGAGAUCUGUUAUCUGAUAAACCUUGGAUUAUAUUAUGAAUAAAAAUAUUUAUUACAGAUUUCA